AGCUCAGCGCAACUCAAGGACCAGCACCUCGUCUUUCGAUUCAGCACCUUACAGCUUUCAAUUCAACGUUGGGUUCAACAAUUUGAACGUGGAUUUUGGCUCCAGUGUUCAGCUCUCCCCAGUCAUGCCAGUUGACAUUGCAAUGAGACUUUGCCUCAGUCACUCGCCGCCCAUUCACAGCUUCUUAAGCUGCCCGGAGUUCCGGGGUGUGAACAUAUCCAGAAUCAAGCCACUGCGCCCCUGUCUGAAUCAGAGGAGCAAUGUGUGCCUGGCUAGCAAGGAAUGGGUGGGGUGUGACAGCAACAGCAUGAAGAAGAAGAAGAAGAAGGUGGUCUUUGCCGAUGCCAAAGGGUUUUCGCUCACUGCUGUUCGAGUGUUCUCCGAGUUUGAGGAAGACUUGUCAGACCUUCAGUUUGAACUGUCCGACCUGGCAGACUGCGUUCCUCAAGCUGCCAACGACGAGAAGCUAAUUCUGGACUUCCCUCAGCCCUUGGCAGAUUAUUUAAACUUCCGUUCCCGCUUGGACAGAAACUUUGUUUGCCUUGAGAGCUGCCUUGUUCAAGAGGCCUCCAUCUCCGGGACGGUCAAAGUCAAGAAUCUGGGCUAUGAGAAAAAGGUCAUUGUCCGGAUAACUUUUGACACCUGGAAGAGCUUCAGAGACGUUGAAUGUGCCUACUUGAACAACACCUAUGGCUGCGCGGACAUGGACACAUUUUCCUUUCAGGUAGACCUGCCAAAGAAUCUCCUGCCUCGUGAGAAAAUUGAGCUGUGUGUCUCCUUCCAAUGUGGCCAACGCACCUUCUGGGACAACAACAGUGAGGAGAACUAUAGGAUUAUUUAUGUGGGCAGGAAAUCAGGGGAUGGAAAGGUUUCCCACUAUGGUGAUUUCUCUCUUCCUAACAUGAGAGGGAAGGCCCAAGAAGGAGAGUUUGAGCAGUUUGGCAGCCCUCGAUCAGUGAAUGUCAUAUUCUCCCAGUGGCAGAGCUGGGGCAGAUUUGAUAGUGACGGUUAUUGGUAAAUACUUCCAAUCCAUGCUCUUUUUUUUCUAAAGAAAAAUGGGGCGGUUUGACUGUUUUACCAUGACUGUGUAUAUUAAGCAGCACCAACCGUCUUUGCCAUCAAUUUGGGGCUUGGUUGACACUUGAAUGAGUUUUGCAAGUGCAAUGUAUUAAUGCUUUCAGAAAUUUUUAAUAUCAUUGCUUCUCCUGCUAUUUAAUAUCGCGACAAAGCCAAACACUAAAGAAGCUCAAUCAAUCUAUCAAAUGAUCCUGUUCUUUCCAACCUGAGUAAGUGUAAUAUUUCUAUCAGAAAAUGUGAAGUACCCAGAUGGAUGACCAUCAUGUUUUAACAUCGCCACAAAGGUAACUUGACUGUUAGUUGGUUGCCUAAGUAUUGCACAGUGCCCAUACUUACAAUUCCACAGGCCAAGGUUGCACAUAUAUUUAAAAAUAAACUCUCUUCUCACAUGUUGAAGUGAGCAUCACUUUGAGGAUCACAUUUUUCCCCUCUGACUUAACGACCUCUUCUCAUGGUGAGACUGCACACCAUGCGUCCUGUGUAAAGCUAUGGGACUGGCAGUUGGUACAGGGGUUUCUUGUUAUUGGAAAUGAAUUAAGGUUGAGUUUCAAGACUUUUUUUCUCCCCCCGCCCCCCCCACCCUCGCAAUUCUAGACCUGCAGCUUGUAAUGGAAUUGCCAUCUAGUUUGUCACAGGCUCCACAUCCUAACCCACCCAGUGGUUUCCUUUUGGUGUCCACAGCUGGAUAAGCACGUUUUUCAUUGUCCCUACUCUGUUACGUGUGCGAACAUAUCAAAAGUGAAGGUUUGUUUUUCUACCCCUCCCCCCCUUCACGUUAUUAGAAUUAGAUGAAAAAACAAUGUUAACAGGGCCUCAAACAAUGCAUCAAAUCUUCAUUUUUUAAAUCUGAAAUCUUCCUCCUCCAAUGCAGAGUGUUGGAGUUGGAAUGGGCUUAAUGCCAGUCAGUGGUGUGGUUGGGGAGGAUGAGA
Molecule: messenger RNA, 2006 nt
Organism: Carcharodon carcharias (great white shark)
Lineage: Eukaryota; Metazoa; Chordata; Chondrichthyes; Lamniformes; Lamnidae
Product: protein phosphatase 1 regulatory subunit 3C-B-like
Exons: 2
Coding region: 125-1018 (297 amino acids)
Biological process (GO): regulation of glycogen biosynthetic process
Cellular component (GO): protein phosphatase type 1 complex
Molecular function (GO): protein phosphatase 1 binding; glycogen binding
Source: RefSeq, a predicted model, not a curated record